GAGCAGCGGCGGCCGCAGCUGGAGCCCAGCGCUCUCUCGCCCGCGCGCUCGCUGGUCCCCGAGUCCCUGGCGUGGAUCCGUAAGAGUCGCCCCUCCUGCCCCGAGCUCACCCUCUUCCUUCCGCGCCGGCUGCAGUUUACCCGGCUGCGCAGGAACCCGACAGGGCCCCGGGCUGAAGGUGAAACCCCACGGAAGAAACAUGAGGUUCCCCCGGAAAUCACUCAAGAGGAAGAUGGAAAGGGCCAUUUAAAAUAGAUUAGAAGCUGGGCUGCAACACUGGGGCCAGAGGGCUGGCAGUGGAAAACUCUGUUGGGUUGUGAUCUCUCACGGAGGAGUUCCAGGUGCUUUUUUGCUUCCUGCAGAACAAAGGAAGAAAAGGAGAAAACCAUGUCCAUAGCAUUGAAGCAGGUGUUCAACAAAGACAAGACCUUCCGGCCCAAGAGGAAAUUUGAGCCUGGCACACAGAGGUUUGAGCUCCACAAGAGGGCUCAGGCAUCCCUCAACUCGGGCGUGGACCUGAAGGCGGCUGUGCAGCUGCCCAGCGGGGAGGACCAGAACGACUGGGUAGCCGUGCACGUGGUGGACUUCUUCAAUCGGAUCAACCUCAUCUAUGGCACCAUCUGUGAGUUCUGCACUGAGCGGACCUGCCCUGUGAUGUCAGGGGGCCCCAAAUAUGAGUAUCGGUGGCAGGAUGACCUCAAGUACAAGAAGCCAACUGCACUGCCAGCUCCCCAGUACAUGAACCUUCUUAUGGAUUGGAUCGAGGUCCAGAUCAACAAUGAAGACAUAUUUCCAACAUGUGUGGGUGUUCCCUUUCCAAAGAACUUCCUUCAGAUCUGCAAGAAGAUCCUGUGCCGCCUUUUCCGGGUCUUUGUCCACGUCUACAUCCACCACUUCGACCGGGUCAUUGUGAUGGGCGCAGAGGCCCACGUCAACACCUGCUACAAGCACUUCUAUUACUUCGUCACAGAGAUGAACCUCAUAGACCGCAAGGAGCUGGAGCCCUUGAAAGAAAUGACGAGCAGGAUGUGUCACUAACGCCCCAUAUUACCCUUCGAAGAAAGAGGAAUGCUGUUUGCUCCUGGAGUCCCAGGUGGGCAGGAGGGAGAUCUCACGGGCUGAAACAGUGCACGGACUUCCAGAAGCAGGAGAACUGGAGACAUAGGGUGAUUCCUGAGAGAUGUCCCCCAUCCCUUCCUGUGCUCUUAACCCUGAGUGCUGCUAGCCGUGACCUGUGGACCCGGCCGACCACCUCAUGAGAGAAGGACCACCCCUGCACUCCUGGCUCUGCAGGAAGCCUCCUGAGUGUGUGGCAGUUCUGCCCGGGACCUGCGCCCAAGCUGUGCUGAAAUUCAGGUUGUGAGACCGAGACACUGUUUGUACUUUUCCACCUAUCCACCUUGUCCACUGGCCGACUGACUGUUCUGUAUGUGUUUUCCAAGUUCUGAGUGCAUUUGGAUCUCUGCAUGCACAGCAAGUUUUUCUACAGCAAGCCUUCCCUUCAGGUCCCUGAGAACUCCCACCCUGAUCCUGUGGCCUUACUGUGCUCAGGACUGCAGAGACGGGAGAGACCUGAGGCCCCACCGCAGCACUGGCACCAUUUUCCUAAUGGGCAGUUUUAUCAGGGACACUCCAAGGGACGGCUGGUCUCUGCCCCCAACAGGGUCUACACACUUUAAUUACAGGGAAGAGGCUGGUUUCUAGCAAAAUGCUACCAAGUUACCAGUUCACCCUGAAUGUUUUUUUAUAACCACACCAUUUCUUGUUUCUUUCAUUCAAGAUAUUUUUCCUGUUUCCCAGGAGAGAAAUAAAGGGAGUUCUAAAUGACUAAGGAUGAUCAGCAGAAGCCCUGAGCCAGAUUAGUGCAGUGUUUGUUCUUUACUAGGGGGUAGGGAGCCAUGGGUGUCUCUGCGUAAUACUAAAAUUUCAGUGAAAAAAUAAUUACAAUUGGUUAUUGGUGCAAGUAGCUCAGACUCUCUGAGCAUUGCCUUGUAACCUUCCUAGCUGGCCUUCUGAGCUUUUAAAUCCAGCCAAUGUUUUCUUCCUCUUCCUCCACACUUUUCCCUCCUCUGCCAUAUUAUAUUAUGGCAUGAAAUUACUUUCUGCUGCAAUGAAUGUGCCACAGUUGCCAAGGUAACCGUGGAGCUGGAGCUCACUUCCUUCUUCCAUGCUUCUCAAAUUUUGUGCUCCAGUAGACAGAAUAAUGCAUUCUGUGCUACGUCCUACCUGUUGGAAACUCGGUGAGCUUUGCCUGAAGAAUUUUGCUCUCUCUGACUCAUCCUCAAAGCUGUGGUUGCCCUGAAAACCUGUGACGAGGCAGUUAUAAUACUUCUGGUGAUCAUUUGAAUAUGACAAAAUCACAGUUGGUGGAGGGAAGUAGAUAAGAACUUACUUGUUCAUUUUAAUGUAAUACCGAUUAAAGAAUAACUAAACAACUCUGCUUUCAUUUCAUUACACCUAAUGUAUUGAAGCCAUUGGUGACCAGAAAGCAUGAAAUCUGCUUGGUCCAAACCAAGAAAGGGCUGUCUGUGUGGGCUCGGUGACAUUCUGCAUUGACCUAACCCAGCGAGCCAACCCUUGCUUUGCAUCUCUUCCAAGUUGUCUCAUGGAAUCCAAAUGCUGCUACCUCUGUCCAUAUUGCUGUGCUCUCAGCAGGCACUGCCCUCCCCGCUCCUCAUUUUUGAGACAAGAUAAGCAAAGAAUGUUUUUAGCAUCAUUUUUGGCUGAAAGAAUAUCUGAUUGUCCUAAGGAUCCAGAGAAAAAGAAAUAAGAGCCCCUGCAAUAUGCAGUAAGUACAGCACACGGAACGCCGACCGGAGGGACAGAGAGGGGCCGCAUGGAGCCCACGCCCCGGGAGGAGCUCGGAAGCGCUGUACUACGGAAACCCGCGGGAGCCCUGUAUUAAAAACUGACUGUGUGCCUGCGUUUCAAUCAAAUAGAAUGCUGGACUCGGAAGACAUUUGUCACAUUCUUUCUAAUGUUAUUUCUAUUAAUUGUUUGUGCAUAUGAAAUUUUCAUUCAACUUAAAAAUCCAAACAUUUUUUCAACUUCUUGGAACAGAUUCCUCCCGGUUAUAUUGCUAAUUGUACUAAUCAGCUCCUCUAGGAUAAGUUCUGGCACACUACUCUCAUUUUUUAAUUACAGAGUAUUUUUAUUCCCACAGACCUUGUUUGGCAAAUCCUAAAGAAAAUCAUUACAGGAGGGUUUUUGGUUUAAUCUCCUUGGCCCAACUACAUCAUUAGUGCAUCUCAUUAUAAAUGGAAGACCUGAGCUCCAGGCAGCCCUCAGGCACCGAAAGUUCUCUGGGUCCAAGGCUGACCCCUCGCUUCUUCCUCUAAACCUGGCUGGCUCUCCUUCAUUUUCCACUACUUUUUUAGUUGAAUUAUACGUGUAGCUCCUAUUAUUUCUUUCUGAGAAAUUUCAAAAAGGAGAGAUUACAGUGGACAUUGGUAUACCCUUCACUUACAUGCAUCUAGUCGUUAACAUUCCUUUAAUUACUAACAUUUCCAUAUCUUCUAUCUCUGUAAAUAUACAUUCAUAUUGAUGAACCAUUUCAAACAUCAUAAAACUUUCAAAUAUUUUUAUCAAUUGUCCCCAAAAUGUUUAUGGAUUUGUUUUCAAUCCAGGAUCCAAUUAAGAACCACAUAUUGCCAUUUAGUUGUCAUUCUCUUUAGUUAAUGGAUUAGAGUUCGUGUGUGUGUGUGUGUGUGUGUGUGUGUGUGUGUGUGUUUUAUUUCCUUCAUGACACUGUCUUAAAAAGUUAGUUCUGGUUUGUUUGCAGACUGUCCCACCAUCUGGAAUUUUUUUUUUCUUUUUCUUCCCUCAUUAUUAGAUUCAGGAUAAACUUUUUUUUUUUUUAGCAAGACUGUUACAUAUGUGAUGUUGUCUGGAAGCAUAUCAGUUGUCUCAUGACAUCAAGCGCAGUUUAGGUGUUAUCUGUCAGAUUCACUCGUUAUAAUGUUCCAUAAUUCAUUAUGAAACUCUGAAACUCCGUGCACAUACGUUUUGUAGAAUGUGAGGCCAUGCACAUGUGCAUUCCUUUCUCACUAUUCUCAGAGAGAACCAGGUUCUCCAAAAGAUUGCAACCGCUGAAGUUAGAAGAUAUAGCAGUGAUGACAGAUUCAUUUCUUUCCACUUAACAGAGGUGAAGGGAAGCCAGAAUGUUCCCUGUGCAGGCAAUACACAAAUAUUCUGGCUAAUGGGGAGUUGUAUGGUCUCUGUAACCAGAGCUGAAAUAUAUACAUAAUGUCCUUUUCUCCCACCCACUAUGACCCCUCAUGCAGACCCAUGUUUAUUUUAGAGAGCAUUCAUUUUCAUUGAAAAGCAUGCAUUUUGUGCCCAGCAGCACAAAAUUGGGAUGGUAUAGAUAUUACACAGGGAGAAAGUACAUACACAGUUAUGAAGUAUAUAUGUGGUAUGAAAAUUUCAUAGGGAUAGGGAAUGAUUUUGAUUAAAUGUCUAAAAAUGUUUCUUAGGAGGAUAAUGAUGAAAAGAAAGUCAGUUGGGAAAUACUCAUGUAGAGUCAUUUUCUGCUUCCAGGGUGGUUAAUUUUCUCUUCCUAGGGUGUUCUCUCAUUUCUUAGGGUCAGGAUGAAUGAGAGCAAAUUUGAGAGAUUUAUUAAUCCACUCCUUCUACCCUCCCAGACUGUAUCAGUAACAUUCCAGGUGGAAAACCAAUUCUGCUCUUAAAGAUCAUCAGGCAUAGAAAUUCUACAGUGUCCUUUUGUGUAACAUGCUGAACACUUUACACCAUCUGAAAUUCUUCCAUUCAACCUAAGCCAAACUAUCGUCUUUGUGUUUCAGCUCACCUUUUUAGAAUCCCAUAUUUAAAAAGGACCCAAAGACUAUGUAGUAUAAGUAAAAAUAUAAUAAAUGAGAGCUUUAUUUGCAUACCCAUUAAAUAUUUUAAGACCAAUACCAAUUGCCCUUCAGCCUUUUUCCCUUUAACAUUCUCCAAUUGACAAAAUUCCCUUGGAAGUCUUGUUGCCCCCAUACUAACCUUUCUGUAGCUCAACCUUAAACCUUGUCAAACCUCUCCAUGUCACUGUGCAUUAGGAUGUGACUAGAAGUGAACAUGGAGAAAAUUAUUGCAAGUUUUCUACAAACUAUACUGUGUCUUUGCUAAAUCCCGUCUUGACUUUUAUACAUUCAUAAAUGUUUUGUUAUAUUUUCCCACAUUAAAUUCAUAUCUAUAUUAUAUUCAACCAUUUUGCUUCAUCUUGACUUUCCUUCCUACUUUUAACAGUUCUCAUAAGAUCACACUGCGUUGUUUGCUUUAAAUGCCUCUUUAAUUAGCAGAGUAUUAAGAGACUUGGAUAGAGUUCUUCUCAGCUUUUUGUGGUGAUUUAUGCCAAUUCAUCAUCCUGCUCAUGGACAGAAGCACAGCACUUCCUGUGGUCUCUAACCUUUCAUCGCAGCCACAGCCCUUGGGCAUCACACUGUGAGAAAAGAAAUAUAGGAAAACCUAGCCACAUUGUAGAGAAAUAUGUACAAAGGCAAAGUCUUAAAAAGAGUCAGGUGUGUCACUUGAAUAACACUGUUGUUAUUGGUUCUUGGAUAAUUUUGGUCCUUGAUGAAGUAGGUGAUUCUCUCUUAGAAUUAGCCAAACAAAGUGUGUUUUGGAAAUAAUAAAUUUUUCCUGCUUUAAAAAGUAUAUCAACAACAACAACAAAACAAACCCUUUUUAUAACAGGCUGUUGUCCUCUGGGCAGUUAUUAAUUCUGGGUAAGAAGUUUUCAAUGAGUAAAUAAGAAUUUUUGUAACUUUUAGAGGAAAGAGUCCAGUUCUAGUCUGACAAUUAAGCUGUUUUACUAGCUUUUAGUGUUCUAAUUUCAAAGCUUUCUGGUAUCUUUUCUAACUGCAUCAGAAAAACAUGAUCAUCAUAUUUUAGAUCCAUUUGUGAUUAAAUUAAGAGUUUGACUAUAAGAACAUACUAACACAAUUAAAUCAAUUAGAAAAGCAAGAUGAAACUAAAGGAUAUUUAUGAAAUUGAUUCUGUAUGAGUUUAAGAAUCCAAAUAUCACAAAUAAAGGACACAUAACCAUUA
Messenger RNA from Pteronotus mesoamericanus, 6045 nucleotides. RefSeq names its product MOB kinase activator 3B (gene MOB3B). The record is from RefSeq and is a predicted model, not a curated record. The transcript has 4 exons. Bases 388 to 1038 code for a protein of 216 amino acids. Gene Ontology annotation, cellular component: cytoplasm. Lineage: Eukaryota; Metazoa; Chordata; Mammalia; Chiroptera; Mormoopidae.